This is a messenger RNA of Eucalyptus grandis, 1447 nucleotides long. RefSeq names its product caffeic acid 3-O-methyltransferase. Gene Ontology annotation, biological process: methylation. Gene Ontology annotation, molecular function: protein dimerization activity; S-adenosylmethionine-dependent methyltransferase activity; O-methyltransferase activity. The transcript is spliced from 4 exons. The record is from RefSeq and is a predicted model, not a curated record. Bases 176 to 1252 code for a protein of 358 amino acids. NCBI's taxonomy places the organism in Eukaryota, Viridiplantae, Streptophyta, Magnoliopsida, Myrtales, Myrtaceae.
AUUCUUGCUGGACACGGAGGAUUCCUGUCCUCUGCCAUUAACCUCCCAAGACUCAUGAAGAACACUAUAUAAAGGGCAGCUCCUCAUGUUUACCAACCCAUCCACAAACCAACUCUUCAAUCCCUCAUUUCUCAAACUCCACCUUUGAUCUCUCAGCAACAGUGCAGAAGCCAACAUGGAUCCUAGCGAGACCCAAUCGAUCACGACGCCUGCUGAGGAUGAGGAGCUCGUGGCUGCCUUCGAGACUUGCAUCCUCACGGCCGUCCCCAUGGUGUUCACGUCCGCCGUCGAGCUUGGGAUCAUCGACUUGCUAGCCCAGGAAGGCGGGGCCUCCGCCCGGCUCUCACCGUCCCAGAUUGCGGUCCGCCUCGGGAUCACCAACCCGGACGCCCCACGCACCAUCAACCGCAUGCUACGGCUCCUGGCGAGCUUCUCCUACUUGUCGUGCACUCUUCAUGGCGAUCAGAGUCUGUAUGGCCUCGGGCCAAAGAGCAAGUACUUUGUGAACAGCGAAGCCGGUUCUUUCACGCCAUUGCUGCGAUUCCUCCAACAUAAGACCGUCAUCAACGGCUGGUAUGGGUUGCAGGAAGCAGUUAAAAAUGGAGGAAGCCCCUUUCAGAAUGCAAACGGGAUGAGCAUCUUCGAGUGCGCCAUGAAGGACCCCGCGUUCAGCACGCUCUUGAACAACGGGAUGAAAGCCCCGACCCCGCUUUACAUGAACAAGUUGCUCGAGUCUUACCACGGGUUUGAAGGCGCGAAGACGGUCGCCGACGUGGGCGGUGGGGUGGGCGAGACCCUCCGGCUCAUAUUGGACAAGUUCCCAAAUCUCAGGGGCAUAAAUUAUGAUCUGCCUCAUGUGGUCAAAGAUGCACCUACCCAUCCUCGCAUGGAACAUGUCGGAGGAGACUUGUCAAAGUCUAUUCCAAAAGCAGAUAUCCUCUUCAUGAAGUGGCUUUUCCAUGGUCGACCCGACGAUUUCUGCAAAAAGCUACUCAAGAACUGUUACGAUGCACUGCCACCAAAUGGCAAGGUGGUCAUCCUGGACCCUAUCCUUCCUGAUUACCCCGAGACCGACAUAGUGUCAAGGAACACAUUCACCUCCGACAUGAUCAUGCUAGGUGCAAGCCCAGGAGGGGUCGACCGGACGAGGAAAGAGCUGGAAGCACUCGCUCUUUCAGCCGGAUUUGAUAAGCCAAGGAUCCUGUGUCGAGCUUACAACAUGUGGGUUAUGGAGUUGCACAAAAAGAAGUGAUCACUCUCGAGUCGCUCGUGGCAUGAUUCCCUCAUUUUAGGAUUUCUCAUGCCCGGAAAAAUGAAAGAUAAAAAAGGAGUCACCCGUAAAAUAAAAGCCAUCUUAUCGGGUAGAAUAAUGCAGCAUAAUCCUUGAGAUUCAAUAAGAAAGCGUGAUUGUUCCGUCUCCAUGAGGCGGUUCCUCACUUCCUUCUCA